Molecule: messenger RNA, 1256 nt
Organism: Cololabis saira (Pacific saury)
Lineage: Eukaryota; Metazoa; Chordata; Actinopteri; Beloniformes; Belonidae
Product: neoverrucotoxin subunit alpha-like
Exons: 4
Coding region: 362-829 (155 amino acids)
Molecular function (GO): protein binding
Source: RefSeq, a predicted model, not a curated record
CCUGCAGGAUUCUGGACUGGAGCAUCUGUGUCCUGGACUGGAGAGUCCACACUGUCACCUGGAGUCUCUCAGGCUGUCAGCCUGUCUGAUCUCAGAGGAAGGAAGUUCUUCUCUGGUCUCAGCUCUGACCUCCAACCCCUCCCACCUGAGAGAGCUGGACCUGAGCUACAACCAUCCAGGAGAGUCAGCAGGGAAGCUUCUGUCUAGACUGGAGGAUCCCCGCUGGAGACUGGACACUCUCAGGGUGGAGCCUGCUGGACAACGAUGGCUGACACCAGGUCUGAGGAAGUAUUCCUGUCGACUCACCGUCGACACAAACACAGUCCACAACGACAUCAAACUGUCUGACAACAACAGGAAGAUGAUGUUUGUGGGGGAUCAGUCAUAUCCUGAUCAUCCAGACAGGUUUGAUUACUAUCGUCAGCUGCUGUGUAGAGAAGUUCUGACGGGUCGCUGUUACUGGGAGGUCCAGUGGAGCGGACGUGUUUCUGUAUCAGUGAGUUACAGAAGAAUCAGCAGGAAAGGAACCUCUGGUGACUGUAGGUUUGGAGGAAACAAUCAUUCCUGGAGGCUGGACUGUUCUCCAGGUUAUCAGUACCGUGUCCUUCACAAUAACAGAGUAACAUUCAUCACCUCCUCAUCUCCAUGUCCAGACUCUGGCAGAGCAGCAGUUUACGUGGACGUUCCUGCUGGAACUCUGUCCUUCUAUGAAGUCUCUGACAGACUGAUCCACCUCCACACCUUCAACACCAGCUUCUCUGAACCUCUCUGUGCUGGAUUUGGAUUCUGGUCCGGUUCUGGUUCCUCAGUGUCUCUGUGUCCAGUUUAGUCUCCAGAGUCUCCGCUCAGAGAAACCGUCUCUGUUGGAUCCUGGACUUGGACUCUGGUUCUGGUUCCUCAGAGUCUCCAUGAUGAAGAUGAUGAUGGUGAUGAUGAUGAUGAUGAUGACGAUGAUGAUGAUGAUGAAGAUGAUGAUGAUGAUGAUGAUGAUGAUGAUGAUGAUGAUGAUCGUUUGUUUAGUUUUUUUGGUUCGGUUGGUUUGGUUUUGUGUUUUUAUUUGAUAUUCUUCACCUGUAAAUACUAUUAUUUACUGGAAUGUUGACGUUUGAUCAUAAAUUAGAUUUUCAUCUCAUUAUUCUUGUUUUAUUCUUGAUUCUGACUCUGUCUCGGGGCGGUUUAGAAAUGUAAAUUCCUCAUUCACUGGACCCACAACUUUCACACGCUCAUCCAUUUCCACUUCUCCGCUACUAUUAUUA